Messenger RNA from Diaporthe batatas, 546 nucleotides. RefSeq lists its product as uncharacterized. The record is from RefSeq and is a predicted model, not a curated record. NCBI's taxonomy places the organism in Eukaryota, Fungi, Ascomycota, Sordariomycetes, Diaporthales, Diaporthaceae. The transcript is spliced from 2 exons. Bases 19 to 546 code for a protein of 175 amino acids. Gene Ontology annotation, molecular function: acyltransferase activity, transferring groups other than amino-acyl groups.
CCCGCCUCCACAAGAGCAAUGUCAAACACCGCAGACGCCUUGGAGGCUGUGACAGCCACAAAUGACGAAGUUGGAAUAGAGAAAGCACUUCCUUCAGACGCGGAAGCAAUCAAGCAGAUUGUUAUCGCUGCUUACUCGAAAUACGUCCCGCGUAUGGGUGGUCAAAAGCCAGCACCAAUGAUCGCCAAUUAUCACGCCAUCAUCACCUCCCACUCCCAAGAGGUCUUCGCGCUCCGCCGGCACGAAGACGGCAAGGUGAUGGGAUCUAUAUUACUCUCGGACCCUGGUGAUGGUUCCGUCAAAGUUAACAAUCUCGUCGUUGAUCAGGCUGCUCAGGGCCGUGGCUACGGAACAUUGCUCAUGGCCUUCGCAGAGCGAAUGGCUCGCGAUAGAGGCCGGGCGGCGCUGACGUUGUUCACAAACGAGAAAAUGACGGAAAACAUUGUCAUGUAUCCAAGGAUGGGGUUUGUUGAGGUGGAGAGAAAAGUAGAGGACGGCUACUCUCGGGUAUACUUUCUGAGGCUGGGGUUUUACAAGCACUUUUAG